GUGUGCUCUCCCGAACUCGCCAGCCGCUCGCCGCUUGCCUUGCAGGCCGUGCCACCUGCAUCAUGUGCGGUAUAUUUGCUUACUUAAACUACCAUGUUCCUCGCACGAGACGAGAAAUUUUGGAGACCCUAAUCAAAGGCCUUCAGAGACUGGAGUACAGAGGAUAUGAUUCUGCUGGUGUGGGGAUUGAUGGAGGCAAUGACAAAGACUGGGAAGCCAAUGCCUGCAAAAUCCAGCUCAUUAAGAAGAAAGGCAAAGUUAAGGCGCUGGAUGAAGAAGUUCACAAACAACAAGAUAUGGAUUUGGAUAUAGAAUUUGAUGUACACCUUGGAAUAGCUCAUACCCGUUGGGCAACGCAUGGCGAACCCAAUCCUGUCAAUAGCCAUCCCCAGCGCUCUGAUAAAAAUAAUGAAUUUAUUGUUAUUCACAAUGGAAUCAUCACCAACUACAAAGACUUGAAAAAGUUUUUGGUAAGUAAAGGCUAUGACUUUGAAUCUGAAACAGACACAGAGACAAUUGCCAAGCUUGUUAAGUACAUGUAUGACAAUCGGGAAAGUCAAGAUACAAGUUUUACUACCUUGGUGGAGAGAGUCAUCCAACAAUUGGAAGGUGCUUUUGCACUUGUAUUUAAAAGUGUUCAUUUUCCUGGCCAAGCAGUAGGCACAAGACGAGGUAGCCCUUUGUUGAUUGGUGUACGAAGUGAACAUAAACUAUCUACUGAUCACAUUCCAAUCCUCUACAGAACAGGCAAAGAUAAGAAAGGAAGCUGUAAUCUCUCUCGUGUGGACAGCACAACUUGCCUUUUCCCCGUUGAAGAAAAAGCAGUGGAGUAUUACUUUGCUUCUGAUGCAAGUGCUGUCAUAGAACACACCAAUCGUGUCAUCUUUCUCGAGGAUGAUGAUGUCGCUGCAGUGGUGGAUGGCCGUCUUUCUAUCCAUCGAAUUAAACGGACUGCGGGAGAUCACCCUGGACGAGCUGUACAGACCCUCCAGAUGGAACUCCAGCAGAUCAUGAAGGGCAACUUCAGUUCAUUUAUGCAGAAGGAAAUUUUUGAGCAGCCAGAGUCAGUUGUGAACACAAUGAGAGGAAGAGUCAACUUUGAUGACUAUACUGUGAAUUUGGGCGGUCUGAAGGAUCACAUUAAGGAGAUCCAGAGGUGCCGGCGUUUGAUUCUUAUCGCUUGUGGAACAAGUUAUCAUGCUGGUGUAGCAACACGUCAAGUUCUUGAAGAGCUGACUGAGUUGCCUGUUAUGGUGGAGCUAGCCAGUGAUUUCCUGGAUAGAAACACCCCAGUUUUUCGAGAUGAUGUUUGCUUUUUCAUUAGUCAGUCAGGCGAGACAGCAGAUACCCUGAUGGGUCUUCGGUACUGCAAGGAGAGAGGAGCUUUAACUGUCGGGAUCACAAACACGGUUGGCAGUUCCAUAUCAAGAGAGACAGACUGUGGAGUUCACAUCAAUGCUGGGCCUGAGAUCGGGGUGGCCAGCACAAAGGCAUACACAAGCCAGUUUGUAUCCCUUGUGAUGUUUGCUCUUAUGAUGUGUGAUGACAGGAUCUCCAUGCAAGAGAGGCGCAAAGAGAUCAUGCUUGGAUUGAAGCGGCUGCCUGAUUUAAUUAAGGAAGUUUUGAGCAUGGAUGAUGAAAUUCAGAAACUGGCAACAGAACUUUAUCACCAGAAGUCAGUCUUGAUAAUGGGACGUGGCUAUCAUUAUGCUACUUGUCUUGAAGGUGCCCUAAAAAUCAAAGAAAUCACUUACAUGCACUCUGAAGGUAUCCUUGCUGGUGAGUUGAAACACGGCCCUCUAGCUUUGGUGGAUAAGUUAAUGCCUGUCAUCAUGAUCAUCAUGAGAGAUCACACCUAUGCCAAGUGUCAGAAUGCUCUUCAGCAGGUGGUUGCUAGGCAGGGACGGCCAGUGGUGAUCUGUGAUAAGGAAGACACUGAGACCAUUAAGAACACAAAAAGAACAAUCAAGGUGCCACACUCAGUGGACUGCCUGCAGGGCAUUCUCAGCGUGAUCCCCUUACAGUUGCUGGCCUUCCACCUGGCUGUGCUGAGAGGCUAUGAUGUUGAUUUCCCGCGGAAUCUAGCCAAAUCUGUAACCGUAGAAUAAGGAACAUCUGAAACUGGGCAAUUAAGCAACACAAGACACCUUUUGCAUUUAAAACCUUGAUAUAAAAUAUCACCCCCUAAGCCUUUUCUAGUAAAUCCUUAUUUAUAUAUC
Lipotes vexillifer (Yangtze River dolphin) is the source of this 2219-nucleotide messenger RNA. It is a transcript of the gene GFPT1, whose product is annotated as glutamine--fructose-6-phosphate transaminase 1. Gene Ontology annotation, biological process: carbohydrate derivative biosynthetic process; UDP-N-acetylglucosamine metabolic process; protein N-linked glycosylation. Bases 63 to 2108 code for a protein of 681 amino acids. Gene Ontology annotation, molecular function: carbohydrate derivative binding; L-glutamine:D-fructose-6-phosphate transaminase (isomerizing) activity. The transcript has 19 exons. NCBI's taxonomy places the organism in Eukaryota, Metazoa, Chordata, Mammalia, Artiodactyla, Lipotidae. The record is from RefSeq and is a predicted model, not a curated record.